Messenger RNA from Neltuma alba, 1693 nucleotides. Its product is annotated as photosystem II stability/assembly factor HCF136, chloroplastic. The record is from RefSeq and is a predicted model, not a curated record. The coding region runs from base 68 to 1282 and encodes 404 amino acids. Gene Ontology annotation, molecular function: protein binding. NCBI's taxonomy places the organism in Eukaryota, Viridiplantae, Streptophyta, Magnoliopsida, Fabales, Fabaceae. The transcript is spliced from 9 exons.
GAUAACAAAGACGGAUAAGAAGCCCGAAGCGAGAGAGAGAGGGGGCGAGCAAAAAGCUCAUUCGAUAAUGGCGACUCUGCAAUUCACUGACUGCUCCAAGCCAGUGAUCUUGUUGAGGUCCUUCACCUCUAUCUUCUCCAAUUCUCGUCGGCGCCAUUGGCGAAAAGCUCAAGCUCCUGCUCGUUUCAUUCCCAAGGCUUCCCUGCAGCAAUUCUCGCUCAAUCGGCGGCGCCUCAUUGCUGAGACUGCUACGAUUUCGCUGUCUAUACCCUCAUUAAUUGGAUUUGAACAACUGGCCAGGUCCGAAGAAGCACUGUCGGAGUGGGAAAGAGUUUACCUUCCUAUAGACCCCGGUGUUGUACUCCUUGACAUCGCUUUUGUGCCCGAUGACUUGAACCACGGAUUUCUUCUGGGAACCAGGCAAACCAUUUUGGAGACAAAAGAUGGUGGCAACACUUGGAUACCCCGUUCAAUAUCCUCAGCAGAAGAUGAGGAUUUUAAUUAUAGAUUUAAUUCAAUCAGUUUCAAAGGGAAGGAAGGAUGGAUAGUGGGAAAACCAGCAAUCCUGCUGUACACUUCCGACGCGGGAGAGAGCUGGGAAAGGAUACCACUUAGCGCUGAACUUCCUGGAGAUAUGGUAUACAUAAAGGCAACUGGUGAGAAGAGUGCAGAGAUGGUGACUGAUGAAGGUGCAAUUUAUAUUACGUCAAACAGAGGUUACAAUUGGAGAGCUGCAGUUCAGGAAACUGUGUCAGCUACUCUUAAUAGAACAGUUUCUAGCGGUAUUAGUGGUGCAAGCUAUUAUACUGGAACCUUUAAUACUGUCAAUCGCUCACCAGACGGAAGAUAUGUUGCGGUCUCUAGUCGUGGAAACUUCUACUUAACCUGGGAACCUGGCCAGGCGUUCUGGCAGCCACAUAAUAGAGCAGUUGCCAGAAGAAUACAAAACAUGGGAUGGAGAGCUGAUGGUGGUCUUUGGCUUCUGGUUCGUGGAGGGAGCCUCUACCUGAGCAAGGGCACUGGGAUAACUGAAGAAUUCGAGGAGGUUCCUGUUCAAAGCAGAGGUUUUGGCAUUCUUGAUGUGGGGUAUCGCUCAGCGGAGGAGGCUUGGGCAGCAGGAGGAAGUGGUGUUCUGUUGAGAACUACCAAUGGUGGCAAGUCAUGGACCCGUGACAAAGCCGCUGAUAACAUUGCUGCAAAUUUAUACUCAGUGAAGUUCAUUAAUGAUAAGAAGGGAUUUGUGCUGGGGAACGAUGGAGUCUUGCUUCGCUAUCUUGGAUAAAAUUCUAAUUUAACAUGAAUACAUGUCCGCCCUUAUCAUCCGUUGCUGUGGAGGAAGUUCUGAACUGGAGUCAAGUUAGUGCAGGUUCUGCCCAGAAACCUUAAGUAAGACAAAAGAAAAACAAACUUCUGCUUUGUAUUAGAUUAGUUCAGUUCAAUUUCCACUGCAAUGGUUACUUUAUUAUUUUGGAAUGCAAUUCCACGUCAAUGGUGCUGUACUGUAGAGAGGAUACAAUUAGUGGCGAAGUUAAUGACUGAUAGAGGUCAUUCCUAGUCAGCAUAAAAACUUGCGGGUGUUACAUACUCACACGGUUUUUGUUUGAAUAUUGGUUCCUUUGCACCGGGUUAUUCCAAUCAACAGUACUUUUCUCUUCCUAACAUUUCAAUAUAAAUUACAUUUAUUUUUAGUUUA